Pseudonaja textilis is the source of this 6345-nucleotide messenger RNA. RefSeq names its product cAMP responsive element binding protein 1 (gene CREB1). Gene Ontology annotation, cellular component: ATF4-CREB1 transcription factor complex; nucleus. The record is from RefSeq and is a predicted model, not a curated record. Lineage: Eukaryota; Metazoa; Chordata; Lepidosauria; Squamata; Elapidae. Gene Ontology annotation, biological process: regulation of transcription by RNA polymerase II. Gene Ontology annotation, molecular function: cAMP response element binding; protein binding; DNA-binding transcription factor activity, RNA polymerase II-specific.
CGGCGGCGCUUGCUCCCUGGCUGGCUCCUCUCUCCCUCUCAGUCGGCCGCUGCUGCCUGCCUGUCGCCGGGGCUGGGAGAGCCUGAGAGAGCGUGUGUGUGUUAUGUGAGUGACGCGGCGGAGGUGUAGUUUGACGCGGUGUGUUACGUGGGGGAGAGAAUAAAACUGCGGCGAGAGCCUAGGCGCGAACGAAAGCAGUGACGGAGCAGCCUGUAGCCGAUAACUAAAUGACAAUGGAAUCUGGUGCAGAGAACCAACAGAGUGGAGAUGCAGCUGUUACAGAGGCAGAAAAUCAACAGAUGACUGUUCAGGCACAACCACAAAUUGCAACAUUGGCCCAGGUAUCUAUGCCCGCAGCUCAUGCAACAUCUUCCGCUCCCACAGUGACCUUAGUACAAUUGCCUAAUGGACAGACAGUUCAAGUUCAUGGUGUUAUUCAAGCUGCACAGCCAUCAGUUAUUCAGUCUCCACAAGUCCAGACAGUUCAGAUCUCCACUAUUGCAGAAAGUGAAGAUUCACAGGAAUCUGUGGACAGUGUCACCGACUCCCAGAAACGAAGGGAAAUUCUUUCUAGACGACCUUCCUACAGGAAAAUAUUGAAUGAUUUGUCCUCAGAUGCCCCAGGAGUGCCAAGGAUUGAAGAAGAAAAAUCUGAAGAGGAAGCAACAGCACCUGCUAUUACAACUGUUACCGUGCCAACUCCAAUUUAUCAAACAAGCAGUGGACAAUACAGGACUGGUGUUGCUGAUAUCCAUCAUCAAUAUGGCAAUGCUGUGCAUGCAGUUGCUAUCACCCAGGGAGGUGCAAUCCAGUUAGCAAACAAUGGCACAGAUGGAGUCCAGGGCCUGCAGACUCUAACUAUGACCAAUGCAGCUGCAACCCAGCCGGGUACCACCAUUUUACAGUAUGCACAGACUACUGAUGGACAACAAAUUCUGGUACCCAGCAACCAAGUAGUGGUACAAGCUGCUUCAGGAGAUGUUCAGACCUACCAAAUUCGCACUGCACCCACAAGCACCAUUGCACCUGGUGUUGUCAUGGCAUCUUCCCCAGCUCUUCCCACUCAACCAGCAGAAGAAGCAGCACGAAAAAGAGAAGUCCGUCUAAUGAAGAACAGGGAAGCAGCACGCGAGUGCCGCAGGAAGAAAAAAGAAUACGUCAAAUGUCUAGAAAACAGAGUAGCUGUCCUUGAAAACCAAAACAAGACAUUAAUUGAAGAAUUAAAAGCACUUAAGGACCUCUAUUGCCACAAGUCAGAUUAAUUUUAAUUCCCCAUUUUUGUUUGUUAAUGGGGAAAAAGACUGGUUUGGUGAUUACCAAACAGACAAAAUGAACUUUUUAUUUUCUAAGCAUUUUUUUCUUUUUCUUUUUUUUCUACAUACACAACUGUCUGAAAGCAACUAAGGAAUUUGAUUUAUCUGUGCUCGGCAUUAAACUGUGAAUGUUGCACAUCUGCCUUUACUUCUUCCCCUCCUGAAAUCAAUUUCAUCACAGUAUACCCUGAUUCUGAAGAAAAAAGCAAACUUCCUCUUCAAGAAAUAAUCUUCAUUUGUGAUGUUACAAGAAUUGGAGGUUUCUUACAAUAAUUUCAAGAGUCAGCAUAAUCUCAACUGAAUUCCUUAGCGAGAGUCACCCUGGACUUUUGCCCUGAAAUACUCAGUGGGCCACAUAUAUAACCAAGGUAUGAUGCACUGAGGUUGCUGUGGUUGCCAAGUUAUUGCAUAAUUUCAAAUAUAUGUUAGCAAUUGUACAGUUAACAUCUAUAUGGGGGGAUAAUGCCAAAGGAGAUGCAUUUCAGGUAUACUAACCAUAGAGGAAUAAGAUGAGCUGAAGAAAUUAAGGAAGAGGCAAGUGAGGCAAUUAUGAACCCAAUCCAAUUUUUGUACAACAAAAAGAACCACUUAUUUUCUAUAAUGUUUUAAUAAGCUUAAUGUAGCCAGACUUCUGAAUUCAAAUGACAAGUAUCACUUUAUACUUGGUUGGGAUGCGAAUUGGUAGGAAGAAAUAGUGUAGUAUAUGUUUAAGAUGGGAACAUAAUAGUAUAUUCACUAUUCUUUCCUUUUUCUGUAUCCAAAAACAACAUUAUCCAAGGUAACAAUUAGAAACAUAGUUAGCAUAAUGCACACUUUGGGAAAAGAAAACUUAAAGCUGUCCUAAUUGUAUCAUGCAAGUAAUAAUUUUGAAACUUUGCCUAUCAAAACUUUGCCUUUUGACUUUUCUAUUUUGCUUAAACCUCCUUUGAUAUAUCUUUAAAAAGAAGUAAAUUCAUUCUCUGUUGCAUAAUCUGCAUGUAUAAUGUGGAUAUGAUAAAGAUUUUUUUUGCUAAAAUCCUACCUAUUGUAUAUUCAGAUGCUGUUACAUUUAUCCAGUGGACACAUUUAUCAAACACAUUUAAUGCAGUCUACAAUUCAUUUAAGCUGACUAUUAUGAAUAGGCCUCCUGUAAUUUAAGGUUUUAAUUAUAUACAUAAAAUUGCCAUAUGCAAAGUUUUAAUCAUAUUUUUCAGGAGCAAUUAAAAGAAUCUGGCAGCCAUGAGCAUAGCAAAUCUUUUGAAACCGUUAGAAUUUAUUUGGUGAAAAAAACAUAUCCUGGAGUUGAUUAAAGCUGAGGAUCCAUGAGGGUCAGAAUGGGAUUAUAUGGAGACAAUUAUAGCCCAGUCAUUAUUUCAAUGUGUAUGUAUGUAUAUAUAUAUAUAUAUACACAUACAAGCUAUUAAAAUAAACUUAAAUGGUAGCUGUUCUGAAAGAUAAAAUACCAGGAUAUAUUAAGGAUAAUUUAAUAAAGUGAUGAUAUAGGGGGAUUACUUCAUUUUUAAAAACAUUUUUCUGUGAAAACGUUUUUUUAUAUAUGGGAACAAAUAAACUUUUUUCUUUGUUUAUAUAGUCAAAACCAAUUCUAGAUUUGGAAAAGAUAAAUGUUCCACUCUCCUUUUAAUUUGCUAGGCAGACUUGCUUAUCUUCCUACUGGCAUGGAAAAUAGAUACCUGAACAUUUGUAUAAAUAAUUUAUAUAUGGAUUGUGAUCUUUCAUAAAUUGGAUGAAACAGAAUGAAAGCAUAUAAAUUAAGCAUAUAAUUAAGUGCUGCUAUUCUGAAAUUUUCAUUCUCUGUAUCUUUAUAAAAACAAGGACUUUGGUCUAGCAAAGAUUUGGGAAUAUAUGCUUUUAGAGAGCUGAAAUCCACAAUUUGUAACUGUAUUGUGAAAUUUGUCUUUUCCCCCCCUGGAAAUAGGGUAGAAUCAUGAACUCACUGAUUUUGCAGAAGUCAUUUUUGUGACACUGUUGUCAUGGUAUGUGGUAUCUUUUUGUUUGGAUAAUUUUGAAAAAGUAUCUCAUAAAGCUGGCUGUUUUGGGAUCACAUACAUGGGUUAACUUGUAUAAAAAUUAUGCAAUAAUGUAAGAUUUGUUUUAAAGACUUAAGUACUGGAAAAGCAACCACCAUAACUCUCUCCACUAUUUUAACAUCAUUUGUAAUUAUUGGAUAUGUUUGUAUUUUAGCAGAUAAGUCACCAGCUGUUUGUGGGGUGGGAAGAUAAAUAGCCUUUACAGCUUUUGUAAGUGCUCUAUGAAAGAGGAUAAAUCUUGAUCACUUGUAGUAUCACAGGAUCUGUUGUACUGGUUCUAUAGUUAAUAUAAAAUUUACAUUCUGAGAUUUUUCACCAGCAAUAACACAACAUUUGCGUUCACUUUAAUUAUCCUGUACUGAGUUACUUAGGCAUCUGGCAUUCCAUAUAUACUUUGAAUCAUGUUUUAAUUAUCCCAAGUAUAGAGCAGAUUGGUUCCAAUAUUUGUUUUGCAAGUAACAGCCAAAAUGAACGGGGGAUAGUACUGAAAAACCAACCCUCCGUUUGUAUAUUACUAAUUUAUUGAGUUAAUAAAUUUAUUGAAUAGUUAGUAUCUAUUAUACAUGUGGCCCCUUUGCUGUAUAACAAAUGUUUUGUUGAGUUUAUUGACUGAUUUAACUAAAACAAUUGGCAUAGAAAGGGCUAGCUCCAUUAUAGUCGUCUUACAUAGAAUUGAUUUGAAGUACAGUUUCUAUAUUUUACAAAAGAAAAAAAAACAUUAUUCAGGCAGUAAAAAUAUUGCCUGAGGUGUUCUUCUAAAAGAUAUUCUUGGAAAGGUUUAUGUAUAAAGUAUGUACAUAUAUAAAAUAUAUAUACACAGUAUAUAAUCUAUAGCUCUGAGAGCUUUUAAGUCAGGAAUGCUGAAUAUUAUAGUAUAUUGAGGUCAGAAAAAAUAGUAUGUAUGUGUGCAGAUACAUGCUUAUUGUUUCUUCUCUUUUCCACCCCUGAACACCCCUCCCCCCAAGUUUUGAGCUAUAUUAUUCUGGCGCUUAUUGAUAUGUUGUACUGUUGUUUACUUACCCAUUUUCAGUUACUUUAUUUCACUGCAGUUUGUAUUUGUUAUGGUGAAUUAUGAAGUGAUAACAACUAUUUAAAAUUCCUCUUGUUCCCAAGUUCUUCACUUUGUGCUUUGUCUGUUGGGCAGCUAUUCAUUUAAGACAAAACAAUUGGAAAACAUUUGGGUUAUAUGGAGGGAACAAAAGAGAAAAGUGGUUGCUCAAUAUUUUAUUUGCAUAAUUUUAUCCUACACUUGACUAAUGGAAAGCAUUGUUACUAGAAUUUGAAAGAUUACUUAAGCUCAGAUACGUUUGGUAAUUGCACAGUAUGUCUGUUCUGGAAUCUACCAUGUUCUGUAAAACUAAGCAAUUAUAAUAUUGCAUAAUGCUAUAAUCUUAUAAAAGAGGAGAGCUUUCAUCAUAAUUAUAACUAAGAACUGAAAUACAUGAUCAGCAGAUACAUGUUUUAUUGUGGAUAUGUACCAUUUGAGAUGCUUCAGGGAUGAAUGUUUGUUCAUGCACAUUAAAAAAAAAACUAGCAUGUUAAAUGAGAAAGAUGCUUUCUACUUUUGACAUCACAGUUUUAAUGUGUGGGAAUAUUCUUUUUACACAAAGAUGCAAGUGUUCAUUUUUCCACUUACAGCCUGCAGAGGAAUGGCUCAGCAGCAGAUACAUCUGAGUGUAUGAAUGUGACUUUAAUGUGCUCCUGCUUAUGGUGGGCUUAAUAUCUCUCUGCUUGGAUGUUGUUACUCAGUGGACUCUCACGAUAAUCCCAAGAGACAGCUGUUUUUUUAGAGGCAUCUGCACAAGAUAAUACCAAAGAUUGAAAUCUCAAGUUAGGGGGAUCCAAUAAGAGAGGCUAAUAUUUAAUUGGUAAAAUAUUUGAAAGAGAGAGAAAUUCUAGAAAUUCUAGGGAAAUUAUAUAUAUAUAUAUAUAAAAAAAAAAAUAUUUCCCAGUGCCAAUUGAGAUGAAAUUGUAUUAGUGUAGUGUACUGUUUUAUAACACUAAACAUGUAGUGUUUUAUAACAUCCUUUAGGAUUUCUUAUGUUGUAUGAAUCGAUGUUUGCAGAUAUUAUGCCUAUUGAUAUACGUACAACACCCUGACCACCCAAAGAGUUCUGAAUAUUUUGAGAAGCACUGUCACCUCUGGACUGUUAAAUAAAGAAAUGGUGCUGAAACUUUAGCAAUCUACAGCUUUGUAAUAACAAUUUUCAUUUCGAAUAUAGCAUAACCAUGGUCAAUAAUUAGAAUUGAAUUAUAAAUAUUCAAUCUCACAUAUCUCUACAGUUAGGAAUUCUUGUGGUUAAUUCAGGAUUGUUAUUAUGAAUAAUGAUACAUUGUUACAUCUGUAAGGAACCUCAUACAUUUUUUGCAUCCACUUGCCCACUUUCUCAGGGUUACUGUAUAUUUUAACAUUGCUACUCUGUAGCAUAGAUACAUAUAAUUUAUUUCUGCAAUGCUAAACUAUAAAGAAUGUGUCAGUAGCUUAUCUCAGUAUCGUAUUUCAGAAUAUAUGGCUGAAAAAAACCUCAAGGAUUUUUGGAAUUGUAGUGCAUUCUCAGUGACAGCAUUUUAAUUUUCCAUAUGCACAGAACAUAAUUGAGCUGCAUUUACAUGUGGUUUCUUUUAAACCCACAAUGAACCCAGGGCACUUCAACACUCUUAUGUAUCUGUGGAGUCUCCUCACUUCCAUUAAUUGAUCUAUUGAUCAUGUAACAAAUAAAAUGUUGGUGGUGCAUGCCUAAGUGUUUCAAAGCAAGUAUUUGCUGUACUUCAAAGGAGUAUUGUAUCACAUUGUUACCUGAGUCUCAGACUUCGCAAGAUGCAUUAAUGGUAUUCUGAAAAACAGGCUUCCAGAAUAAAACAAGCUGGUUGCAAUGACAAAUUCAUAACAAAAAGUAAGGGAUAGUUUUGAAAUGCUUUCUAUAACUUGUGUGGUAUCCAAGUGCCACUCCAUUUUUGGGUCAUGGGGUUAUUUGUGAAAUAAAUGAAAUGUUAGAUCUUUAAUU